This is a messenger RNA of Letharia lupina, 909 nucleotides long. RefSeq lists its product as uncharacterized. The record is from RefSeq and is a predicted model, not a curated record. Bases 1 to 909 code for a protein of 302 amino acids. Gene Ontology annotation, biological process: transmembrane transport. Gene Ontology annotation, molecular function: water channel activity. The transcript is spliced from 4 exons. Gene Ontology annotation, cellular component: plasma membrane. Lineage: Eukaryota; Fungi; Ascomycota; Lecanoromycetes; Lecanorales; Parmeliaceae.
AUGAACACCGGCGCACCCAUCACCGCCCCUGUAGACGGGCCGGUGCGCCGACUUCUCCGUACCCUUCCUCCCACAACCCGUGGGCACACCGUCGCCGUUAUAGGUGAAUUCGUCGGCACCAUCUCUUUCCUCUUCUUCGCUUUUGCUGGCACCCAAGUCGCCAAUAUUUCUUCCAACACCAACACAGGGACUACAGUCAUUACACAAGUCGCGGAGAAGAACCCUUCCGAGUUACUGUAUAUAAGCUUGAGCUUCGGUUUCUCGCUGGCCGUCAAUGCAUGGGUCUUCUUUAGGAUCAGCGGAGGCUUGUUCAAUCCAGCUGUAACGGUCGGCAUGGUUCUCAUCGGCGCCAUCUCACUCGUUCGCGGCAUUCUCCUCUUUGUCAUCCAAAUCGUCGCGGGCAUAGUCGCGGCAUAUAUCGUACAGGCGUUAUUCCAAGGCAAACUUGCGGUCUCAACCACGCUUGGAGGCGGAACCACAAUCGCCCAGGGCGUCAUUAUAGAGAUGAUUCUGACCGCGCAACUCGUCUUCACGAUAUUCAUGCUGGCAGCAGAAAAGCACCAGGGGAACUUCAUCGCGCCAGUAGGGAUCGGAUUGAGUCUUUUCAUCGCGGAGCUCGUAGGCGUCUUCUGGACCGGCGGCUCCCUCAACCCCGCUCGCUCCUUCGGUCCCGCCGUCGCCAGCCACACCUUCUACACCACGCAAUGGAUUUACUGGGUUGGCCCCAUCUGCGGCUCUCUUUUCGCAGUCCUGCUCUAUAAGCUUAUAAAAGCGCUUGAGUACGAGAGUGCGAAUCGGGAUCCGGAGUUAGGGCCUUCGGCCGAGAAAAUGAAGGAACUCUUGAACGGAAAUGGCAAUGUUAAUGGAAAUGGAAACGGAAAUGGCAGGGUCUUGUCACCGGUAGAAUGA